This is a messenger RNA of Triplophysa dalaica, 2600 nucleotides long. RefSeq lists its product as uncharacterized. The transcript is spliced from 4 exons. NCBI's taxonomy places the organism in Eukaryota, Metazoa, Chordata, Actinopteri, Cypriniformes, Nemacheilidae. The coding region runs from base 1055 to 1960 and encodes 301 amino acids. The record is from RefSeq and is a predicted model, not a curated record.
UUAAAUGUAUUGGCCUACAAAAUUUAUUGUCGUUUGUUAAUUCUAUUACUUCGUCUUGAAUAAUAACAUAUGGGCUUUAAACAAUGUUUUAUAUGCCCUAUUGAUAUUGUUUGAUGUAAUAUAAAAAAGCUUUUCAACAACAUAAACAUCUGUUGCAUGUAAAUAGAUGUCAAACAGAAGCUGUGGUGCCACCUAUUGGUUUAAUGUGGAAACACGCUCUGGCAACAUUAUUUCUUUCAUAGGAAAAUUGAAGUUCAAUAAAAAAAGUUACUUAAAUCCAAAUCUAUCUAUAAAAAGCCUAAUCGAUGUCUGCCAUUAUAAUCAGUAAUUCUAAGUCACGUCAUCUUUAUGCCAACAACUUUCCGAUCGGUUUGUCGGUUCCUGAAGCAGCAGCAUUAGAAAGGUUUUCGCCACCUAUUGGACUGUACUGUCAAGGUUUCGUUUAAAACAGAAAAUACAAAAUGCCAUAUAAUACAGUAAAAAAUCUAACUUCAACAUAACCAUGUAGCAGCACAAAAAAAUGUAAAACUGAAUGAAAAAUACUACUAAUAAAUGAAGAAAAAUUAAUUUGACUACAUCUGUCCCACAAGAAGUACACUCAUUACGAUUCAUAAUAAAAAUUUAACCUCUUUAGCUUCCGGGAGUAAAAAGGAACGGACAGAACCCCUUACUCUGAUCUGUGACACUUUCUGCACCAGAAGUGAUCUUAAACCGCUGUUAAUUCAACUUUUAUCCAAACAAUGCUGGCUAUUAAUUACCAAAUUACAUAGUCUUGGUAUCGCAGUUGAAUAAUAACCUAUAAUAUAGGCCUGCCUCUUAUCAACUGAGCAAUGUUUUUUAACAGAGACAAAUCCACUUUGAUUACAAGAUAAGUUGUACUGUACAAAAACAACAUGAUUAAGAAAACAUCCUUCUCCAACCAUCAUGUGAAAAUCACUGGGUCCCCUACACAGGGUCAACAUGCAAUAAUCGGUGAAAAUGUAUCAUAUAAAAGUCAUUUUCAAGAAAGGUACCUGCACUAACAUGAUUUAUUUAUUAUAUUUAUCCAAAAGUGAUGAUUUUGUGUAUUGAUUCCUUGUCACAUCUGUGUCAAUCGGUUGUUCACUGGUCAGUGAGAAGGCGGGAUCUCUGCAUCAGACUCCAGGCACCUCAAUAUUGUAACACUUCUCAGGGUUUGGUUUAUCAUUUUGUUGUGUUCUCUGAAAGUAAGAGGAAAAUGUCAACAUGUUUGAUUUUGUUCUUGUGGAGUCUGUCUGGUGUGUUUAGUGAGUCUGUGACUGAAGGAGAUUCUGUUACUCUAUCUGUGAAUCUCACUGAACAGCAGAUGAAUGGGGGAAUCUACUGGAUGUUUGGAGAAAUUCUAAUAGCUGAAACAGAAAAUGAGAUCAAGUUCGCCAGUUACCGUGAAGACGGAGCUGAUGGAAGAUUCAAAGACAGACUGGAGUUAAACUUACAUAACGGAUCUCUUACCAUCAAGAACAUCACAAUCACAGACUCGGGACUUUAUAAAGUCAUCAAAAAAGACUCAAAGACCAAACUCAAGUUAUUCAACAUGACUGUCUAUGCUCGUCUGCCGGUUCCUGUCAUCACCAGAGACUCUUCAUCUUCAUUCUCAAAUUGUUCUGUGUUGUGUUCAGUGAUGAAUGUGGCACAUGUGAGUCUCUCCUGGUACAAAGGAAAGAGUUUAUUGUCCAGCAUCAGUGUGUCUGAUAACAGUAACAUCAACAUCUCUCUUCGUCUGGAGUGUCUGGAUGAUUCUUACACAUGUGUAGUGAACAAUCACAUCUCAAAGCAGACUCAACAUCUCAACACUGAUGUCUGUCACAAGUGUUCAGAUGUCUCUGACUACAUCUGCAAGUGUACUUUUACUGAAGCUGUGAUCCGAUUGGUCAUCUCUGCUCUGGUGGGUGUGGCUGGUGUUGCUGUUAUGGUUUAUGACGUCAGAUCCAGAAGAGAUUAGGGUCGAUUGAGAUGCAUCUUGCUUCGCCUGAAAUGAAGACGAGAGUAGGCGGCUGCAGUGAGUGGAGGAGUCAAAAAAGUGCAGGCAAGCAGGACACUUCCAGAAUCUCGCUGUGUUGUUGGACUGCAAAGUCAGCAAUGGAAGAGAUUGUGACUGUGUUUUUUUAUCGCGGACGAAGCAGAUGCAAUUGAAGUACCCCUAUUUUUACAUGAAGAUGAGGACAAUCUUUUUUAUAUAUUAUUAAACGUUGCUUUUAAGGCACAGUGGCCCUAAUAAAUUGUGAACUUCUUCUUCAAGAACUUCUUCACUUCUUCAACAAUUUCUAUCAGGGUUCAAUUUUUUUCAGCAGGGAUUAUAGACACCCAAGAAACAACCAAAAACCUUUUCAGUUGAUUUGUUAUAGCUGUCAGGUAUUAUUGUAUCUUUGAUUGUCUUUAUUAUUUAAAAAAAUUGUAAGCUGAUUAAAAUGUAAAAUUGUAACUUGCAUAGAAGCAUCUGCUAAAAUGUUUACAAACAUGUAAUCAUGCAGCUUUCUAUGGUUUGUUUGAAACACACAUGUUUGUUUUACACUGUGGGGCAUUUCUGCACGCUUUCUGCAUUUGUACAUUUUCAAAUAAACAUCAUAUAUUAUUCUUAUUGA